Molecule: messenger RNA, 1138 nt
Organism: Rhododendron vialii
Lineage: Eukaryota; Viridiplantae; Streptophyta; Magnoliopsida; Ericales; Ericaceae
Product: NADPH-dependent aldehyde reductase-like protein, chloroplastic
Exons: 1
Coding region: 113-919 (268 amino acids)
Source: RefSeq, a predicted model, not a curated record
AGGAGUAUAUAUUAAUACUCCACAUCAGAACAUUGGAUCGCUACCAGACCCAGAAAAGUCUCUCUCUCUCUCCCUCUCUGUUCAACAUUUCCACUCUUGCUGAAUCUCGACCAUGGCUGGGGAAACCACAAGGGGAAAACCAUCCGGUACCCUUCCACUUGAUCGCCGGGUGGCAAUAGUAACCGGUGGCUCUCGUGGUAUUGGCCGUGCCAUUACGGUCCUUCUCCGAUCCCUCGGUGCCAGAGUUGUCAUCAAUUAUGCUUCAAAUUCCAACCAAGCUGACCUCUUAGCAUCCGAGCUCAACUCUGCGGUCAAUUCUUCUUCCCCUGUGGCAAUAGCAGUCCAAGCUGAUGUGUCGAACCCAGAACAGGUGAAAACACUCUUCGAUCGGGCAGAGGAAGAAUUUGGGUGCCAAGCUCACAUCCUUGUGAACUGUGCAGGGGUGUUGGAUCCAAAGUACCCAAGCCUAGCCAAUACAACAGUAGAAGACUGGGAUAUGAUACUCAAUGUUAACACCAAAGGCGCGUUCCUGUGUUGUCGAGAGGCAACUAACCGUUUGACACGCGGAGGCGGAGGAAGAAUCAUUAUGAUAACAACAUCACUUGUGGGGAGCCUGCUACCUGGGUACGCGGCUUAUGCAGCCUCAAAGGCGGCCGUGGAAACCAUGACCAAGAUUGUGGCUAAGGAGUUGAAGGGCUCAGGUAUCACUGCCAAUUGUGUUGCGCCGGGUCCGGUGGCGACGGAGCUGUUCUUCGCGGGUAAGACGGAGGAAAUGGUGAAGAGAAUUGCGGAUGCCUGCCCACUAGGUCGGCUAGGUGAGCCUGAUGAUAUAUCUGGGAUUGUUGGAUUCUUGGCUGGUGAUGCUGGGGAGUGGAUCAACGGCCAGAUCAUUCGUGCCAACGGCGGAUCUGUUGUUUAACCUUCCUCCCGGAGUCCCCCCCGUCUACUGCUAGGCUAAAAAGACUUCCAGUACUGUUUCUUCUUUUUUGUUUUUCGUCCGACUUCUCCACAUCUUCUUAACAGAAAUGCUAUCAGUAAUGACUAGAAACCAGAUACUCAUCCUGGCUUUACGUGUAAAGUAGAGAAAUAAUUACAUUAUGGACCAACAUUUUCAAUAGUUUUUAAACUAAUAAUAGUA